Cloeon dipterum is the source of this 1555-nucleotide messenger RNA. RefSeq names its product Pyruvate dehydrogenase E1 beta subunit (gene Pdhb). Gene Ontology annotation, molecular function: pyruvate dehydrogenase (acetyl-transferring) activity. The coding region runs from base 109 to 1194 and encodes 361 amino acids. The transcript has a single exon. The record is from RefSeq and is a predicted model, not a curated record. Lineage: Eukaryota; Metazoa; Arthropoda; Insecta; Ephemeroptera; Baetidae. Gene Ontology annotation, biological process: pyruvate decarboxylation to acetyl-CoA.
ACUGCCCUCUGUGCUCGGCCCUCGAAACAGAAAUUUGAGCUGGAAUUCGGCAGAGCCGCUCUCGUCAGACCAGUAAAGCUGUCUCUCUUGCGCGACCUUGCGAGAAAAAUGGCAGCUUUAUCAACAUCGAAAAAUAUGCUGAAAGUGACUACAAAGUUGCUCUCUCGACGAUGUUUCUCGACAGGGCGUGCCCUGGCCGGACAGCAGAUGACAGUGAGGGACGCCCUAAACUCGGCCCUGGACGAAGAGAUGGAACGAGAUGACCGAGUGUUUAUUCUGGGCGAGGAAGUUGCCAUGUAUGACGGCGCCUACAAAGUGAGCCGCGGCCUGUGGAAAAAAUAUGGUGACAAACGGGUCAUCGACACGCCGAUCACAGAGAUGGGUUUCGCUGGCAUCGCCGUCGGCGCCGCCAUGAACGGUCUGCGGCCCGUGUGCGAGUUCAUGACCUUCAACUUCAGCAUGCAGGCCAUCGACCAGGUCAUCAACUCAGCGGGCAAGACUUUCUACAUGUCUGCCGGCGAGGUGAACGUGCCCAUCGUUUUCAGAGGUCCUAACGGCGCCGCGGCCGGCGUCGCCGCACAGCACUCGCAAUGUUUCGGCGCCUGGUACAGCCAUUGUCCGGGCCUCAAGGUCAUCUCGCCAUUUAGCAGCGAGGACGCAAGGGGUCUGCUCAAGGCAGCCAUCCGCGACCCUGACCCAGUGGUCUUCCUUGAGAAUGAGCUGCUGUACGGCACGCCCUUCGAAAUGUCUGACGAAGCGCUGUCCAAGGACUUCGUGCUGCCAAUCGGCAAGGCCAAGAUCGAGCGUCCCGGACAGCACCUCACGCUGGUGUCGCACUCAAAGGCCGUAGACACGUGCCUUGAGGCGGCAAAGCUGCUGGCUAGUGAAGGCGUCGAGUGCGAAGUCAUCAACCUCCGGUCCCUGCGUCCGCUUGACAUGGACACGGUGCUCAAGUCAGUCUCCAAGACGCACCGCCUGAUCACUGUGGAACAGGGCUGGCCCCAGAGCGGCAUCGGCGCUGAGAUCUGCGCCAGGGUGAUGGAGUCAGAGGUCUUUUUCCAGCUGGACGCCCCAGCUGUCCGCGUCACCGGCGCUGACGUCCCCAUGCCCUACACCAAGAGCCUCGAAGUCGCUGCCAUUCCCCUGCCGCCAGAUGUGGUUCGUGUUGCCAAGAAGCUGCUUGGCCUCAAGUGAAGCCUCAAGCUGUCACCAUUGUGAACAAACUGAUUGUGAAUUCUCAUCUUUCUUAUUUCCGUUCAACUCAGCUACAAUUUUUUCUUGUCUAACCUGUUAUAUAUUUAUUUGUUGGAAUGAUUGGUUCAUUUUUGGCUCCGAGAGCUGUUUGUCCUCACCUCAUUAGUCAAAAUUAAUUUAGAAAGGGGAGAAUGCAAUUGUACAGUGACCUUGCCACCUGCAUAUGCUUAAAAGAGGCCAUUAUGUAGAUAGUGUACAACACACAAGUCGGAAAUUUACUUGAAUUUUUUUGCGCGAAGACAGACAAGUGAUGUUAGAUUACAAUAAAAUGGAAACACAACAUGUUGGUUAUAUGUUAAAA